Messenger RNA from Centrocercus urophasianus (Greater sage-grouse), 5091 nucleotides. It is a transcript of the gene NXPE3, whose product is annotated as neurexophilin and PC-esterase domain family member 3. Bases 222 to 1907 code for a protein of 561 amino acids. NCBI's taxonomy places the organism in Eukaryota, Metazoa, Chordata, Aves, Galliformes, Phasianidae. The transcript is spliced from 6 exons. The record is from RefSeq and is a predicted model, not a curated record.
UGGCAGCGGCGGACCGGGCCGGCAGAUACGCGACGUGCCGCCUCCGGGCCGGGAGAGAGGGAGCUGUCGUCUCCUGGCCCGGGGGAGCGGCCGGCAUCACGGAAUGAAGUGGAAGUCAGCUGAACUAAUGUGUGCGCUACUGAGACGAAAUGACAUUCGUGUUUGUGAUGAAUGGAAAUCAUGGCAGCAUCUAACAUGGGAGGAAAAGACAUGAAUGGACAAUGUGGCGUGACUCAUUCAGACUGCAAAUCUUCUGCCUUCUUAUGGCAGUACUGGCUGUUGUGGUGCUGGUCCAUAACUUUUUUCAGUUAGAGCACCUGGAUGACUACACAGUUUCAGGAUCAAAUUGGAUAACGGAGAACAAUGACCAGCCUUCUCUAUCGCAGACAACUAAAACUACCAGGAAGCCUUACUGUGGUUAUGAGCAGCAGACUUUGUCCAAAAGAGAACAAGCUGAACAGGAAUCAUUGCUUGCUGCACUACAAUGGCCGAAACCCCCUGAUGGCAAAAUUGGUUUUUUACAAAGCACUGAUCCAGUACACAGUGACUUUGUGAUUGUGAAGCCCAGAAGUUUCUUCAAGGUGGGUGACCAGUUAGAGGUGGUUGUUCGUGUGAGGGAUUUCCAAGGAAAACCCAAGCAAUAUGGUGGAGACUAUCUACAGGCACGAAUCCACUCUCCAGUGCUGAAAGCUGGAGCAAUAGGAAGGAUUGUAGACUGCCAUAACGGCCUUUACAAAGUCUUUUUUACGUUACUUUGGCCAGGAGAGGUCAAAGUAUCUGUGACUCUCGUUCAUCCAAGUGAAGCAGUCCAAGUCCUCCUGCGUUUACGAGAAGAAAGGCCUGACAGAGUUUAUUUCAAAAGCUCAUUCAAGUCUGGGAGAUUUUCAGAAACUACUGAGUGCAAUGUAUGCUUGCCUGGAGAUCUUCCAGUCUGUAACUUCACAGAUCUCUACACUGGUGAGCCCUGGUUCUGUUACAAGCCACGAAAACUGUCCUGUUCCAGCCGAAUCAGCCAUGCCAAGGGUGGAUAUCAAAAAGGCCUUCUGACACAUGAAGAAAGCCUCUUUUUCCAAAGUGAUGUGAACAUCAAAAUGCCCAUACUCUCCAGAGGACCUGACUCGGUGAUUGUAAAGCCCAAGGCAUUUACAGAUUCAAGCAAUAUGGACAAGGCUGAAGAUCCCACAGUUUCCCCUUCUGGUUAUUACUAUGAAGAUCUUUGGAGACCAAGAACACACUGGAUUUAUCAUUUUAACAAGUCAGAUGAUAUAAGCAAGUGCUUACAAGGAAAAGUAAUCCACUUGUUUGGAGACUCUACAAUAAGGCAGUGGUUUGAGUAUCUGACUGCAGCUGUUCCAGAUCUAGUGGAGUUUAAUCUGGGGAGUCCUAAGAAUGUGGGCCCUUUUAUGUCUGUGGAUCUGAAGCACAACAUCCUACUGAAGUUCCGCUGUCACGGACCACCCAUUCGCUUUACAACAGUCUUUACAAGUGAACUGCGCUACAUUGCUAACGAACUGAAUGGCAUCGUUGGGGGGAGAAACACUGUGAUAGCCAUAACUAUAUGGUCCCACUUCAGCACUUUCCCUGUGGAAGUGUAUAUCAGGAGGCUGAGGAACAUUCGGAGGGCAGUUAUUCAACUGCUGGACCGCAGCCCCAAGACUUUAAUCGUCAUCAGAACUGCAAACGUUCAGGAGCUUGGGCCAGAAGUGAGCCUCUUUAACAGUGACUGGUAUUCCCUUCAGCUUGAUUCUGUCAUGAGGAAAAUGUUCUCAGGAAUUGCUGUGCACUUUGUGGAUGCUUGGGAGAUGUCUCUGGCUCACUACUUGCCACAUAACUUGCACCCAAAAGAAGUAAUUGUUAGGAAUCAAAUAGAUACAUUUCUAUCUUACGUGUGCCCUCUGCAAAUUUAGCACAAGUAGGCAUCCCUGUGUCACGUUUUGCUGCAGCUGAGGUAAAGUUGGUCUUUGCCAGAGCUACUAAGUUUAUGCUGGAUGGUAUUUAUUGUAUCUGCAUUCAGCAUAAGCAGGGUGGCCAUAAAUCUAGUAGCUGCGAGGGAUAGUAGAGAAGAGUUAACUGUUCAAGCCAUGCCUUGUGCGGUUGAUUCCUUAGAAUCUUAUUUAUGUCUCAGAUUAUUAGCAAGCACCUUAAAUUGACAAGAUUCAAUAGGGAAUUAUGUGGGUUAUUAGCUUUACUAGUUAUCUGCACUGUAUGUUUAGUCCACAUAACGUGGAAUCUGCUCAGAACUGGGUGGAAUCUAGUGAAAGAAUUAUUUGGGAGCAGUCUUUCUCCCGCACUCACUCUCUCUGUCAACUCAGAGUUGGAGGAGGAUCCCCUGCAGUCCUACGUUGGUCAGAGAAGCACAAUGCCUAUUCUUUUUUCAAAGUCCUAAUCAGAAAUGUGAAGUGUGUCUUAAAGCUGCUAUUGUCAUUCAAGGAAGCUUAGUCAUAAUAUCUAUACUAUGAAGUCAUCAGGAGUUGGCUAAAAUUUAGUAAAGCACACUAGUUAGGCAUUCUUGGUGUUUACAGAUAGCUGCUAAAUAAUGCAAAUGGCCAGUAUUUUAGUUGGGUUUCCUGUACUACUGAAUCUCUUCUGAGUUUUGAUACUGUUGUCUUCUUGAUUUAUCUGUAACAAAGCAAAGUGUGUAUGUUGACCCCAGUGAAGGCACUGUCUCAGGCAUUUUGUGCAUGUUAAAACUGCAAGCUUGCCUGCUCGAGGCAUUUCCUAAUGAAAUCAUUUUACUUCCCUGUUGGAUAAACUUGUUCCUUUAUGCUCUUGCAAAGCUGGGCUUCUGUUGUGUACUUUUAUACAUACAUAAUACACUGUGUCAGGAGAAGCGAAGUUACUUGAAUACACUUAACAAUUUGUGAAUGGGUAGCAUAAGUCUGGCAUAAACUAGCAUCAAGGCUUUGUGCUGAUGUCCUCUUUUCCUUCUGUGUUGAGCAGUUUUAUUACUUACACUGGCAACAGUGAAGCUGUUGAAUAAAAGGUGACAGAAAAAUAAUAAAAAUCCCACCCCUGUAUAAAACAUCCAGGAAUGCCCUUCACACAGGUGCUCGGUAAAUGUUUGCUGUUUUGCCCAUGUGAAUGCAGGUGGCUCUUGGGCCUUCUGGAGCUGUUUUCAAUGCUGCCAAUUUGACUGAGCCUGCCUAUAGUUUUAAGAAGUAGCACUUUGAACAUUUUGAUUAAAUUCAGGUCUGAAAUUGCAGAGUAGGAACGUGUUCAGUGUUGUCUUACUUCUGGUCCCACUCAAGCCAAAGUUGGUCUUUAUCAAUGGCUGUACUGAGAAGUGUGUCAAGACACAUGUAGUAGAGUGCUUCUGAAGAAGUCCAUAGUGCUUAAAGAGAAUAUGAGUCUAUUAUUUGUGAGCGAACUGAGAAGAUAAAAAUUGAACAAAUGGGCAGGUUGCAGAGUGCAGUAACUGAAAUGCCUUUGUGUCAGAAGUGUUUUGCUCUCUGCCAGAUCUGUUGCCGUGUAUGAGAGCACUGUGCUCUUGUUACUGGGUACUGAAGGGAGCUUAUACUGCUAGCUACAGGAACGCUGUUUUAAAAACAAACGUAGGUGCUUUUAGCAUGUAGAAGUCAACGGCAUCCAUCAAUAAGCUUAACAAAUUGAAAAAGUUUAAAAAUCACUGUAGGAGUUGCAUACAGCCAAAUAGCAUUUAACCUUACCUUUUCAGACCAGAAUUCAGGGUGUCCGCUUUGUCAUUUGCUACUGACAACUGCCUUGCUUGGUGUCUGUGAAUAUAUUAGCUUUAGGUAAGUGUUUCUUACUUGAAUAUGUUAAUAGCAAUGCAUCUGCUGCCAGUAAGAGACCACACCAAUUCAGUCCUGGGAAUGUAAACCACCAACCACCACAAUGCAAAAUGACUUUUCAUCUUCUCUAGGUGCAUUUUUAAAAUGGGCAGAGUAUAAAGCUUUCAUCCUGAAUAAGAAAUCUAUCCAAAUAACAUUAAAGAAAAUUAAUUAAUUAAUGACAAGACUUCAAACUCUUACUUUGAAGGAAACUACUUAAUUUGUAGAGUAACCGUUUGGUUUUCCUCAAAAUGGUGUAUCGUGUGAAAGCAUUGUGACAGCAUGUUUCUUAUCUGAAUGUUCUGUUGUUCGCUAGUGCUCUUCAACAGCAACUUCUCAUCACUGUUAGCCAUCAAAAACAGAGAGGAAGAAAUCUUGAAUGUUGUGACAAUCAAGAGAACUAGAUUUCUAUUAGCAAAAAUGUCUAAUCACCUUCUGAUAGAACCUCUGCCUUUCAGAUUAAUUUUUUAAUAACAGAUUAAUGUGCAAGUCAUGAACUUGAGGAAAAUUGACCAUUAAUGUGGGCUGAGGACUGAUGAUUUAUUCCUUUGUACUCUGGAAUAGACAUGAAGAAGAAAGGGAGAUACUGAAGAAUUACUGAUGUUAAAAGGCAAAGACUGAGGGCAGAAUGCUUUUGUCAUUCGGUUGAACUGUAAGCUGAUUUUCAUCUCUAUUCUCCUUUUGCUACCAGUUUCACCUGUUGUGUACAUACUGUAUAUAGUAACAUAAUCAGAAGCAAUAAAAUAUUUUUAAAUCACUUUCUGUAAACCUUUAGGGUUCUAAAUGGACUUCAAUGAGGACUUAAAAGAUUGGUUGUUUUUCAAGUUACUUAAUAUGAAAUGGGACUCAAAAGGAAUUUUGCAGUUGUCAGUGGAGUAUCUUCAUUUACAUGUAGAAAUUUCUUUCAUGAGAUUUUUCAAAGCCCUGUUUUUCUUUUCAUUCCCUUCAGUUGAAUGGAAGAAAAUAUGCUAUUUUGGAUAUUUUUAUUCCUAACCCUGAGCCUUUUGAUUAUUAAUCAUAAGUUUUCUUUACCUUAAUUUAUUUAUUCCAUGUGCAGCUCACUGAAGUAUCAGUGAAAAACUCUGUGUAUUUUUUAUGGUGUUCAACAGAAGAUACCAGAGCAAUUUGUAAAGCAAGUAAUCUUCAUUUUACGAUUAGACUGAUACUCAGUGAUUUUCUCCUACUGAUAGUUUGACCUUGCUUUUCAUGACAUUGCUUUUCGAAAGCCAUGUUAGGCAGGUUUCUUAAUUCUAGAUGCUUAGUGGAAAUGUUAUUUGAGUUCUUGAUAAAAGAGAAGACAAAA